Messenger RNA from Solenopsis invicta (red fire ant), 10985 nucleotides. RefSeq names its product atrophin-1 (gene Tdg). Gene Ontology annotation, molecular function: mismatch base pair DNA N-glycosylase activity; DNA binding. NCBI's taxonomy places the organism in Eukaryota, Metazoa, Arthropoda, Insecta, Hymenoptera, Formicidae. Bases 2294 to 5617 code for a protein of 1107 amino acids. Gene Ontology annotation, biological process: base-excision repair, AP site formation. Gene Ontology annotation, cellular component: nucleus. The record is from RefSeq and is a predicted model, not a curated record. The transcript is spliced from 9 exons.
GUGCGGUUCGAGCGGCCGAGCGAGCGAUACGGCCGAGCAGUGCGGUGCCGACUCUUGCUGCCGCGGUUGCAGAUUCCGCGGUGUGUGUGUGCGCGCGUGUUUACACGACGAGAGGGAGCGAAAGAGAAAGAGAGAGAAAGAGGGAGAGAGGGAGAGUUUGCGCCGCGGAGGCGAGGGCAGGAGAGAGCUCGAAAGAGAAAGAGAGAUAGAGAGAAAGAUAGAGAGAGAGAGAAAAAGAGGAGAGAAGCUCGCGAGAGCGGAGGAGAAACGCAAAAAGCGGCGGAGAAGUCUGCGAGUCGUCCGCACGGUGCGUAUCCGCGCGUGUGUUCCGUCGAACACAAGUCCCUCUCUCGCAGGAGGAUUCACGCAGCGCAGCGUGAGUACGCACGCACGUCCGUACGUAUACGUACGUCUCGACUCGCUUCGGUUCGGCUCGACUCUGACUCCGACUCCGACUCCAACGUGUGUGACGUAUAUCGCGAGGUAGUACCGCGGAGUUCGCGCAGCGAGCGACGAUCGACGCAAGCCGACGGGAGAGAGAGAAUAUUGUGCGCAGCGUCGUCGUCGUCGUCGUCGUCGUCGUCGUCGUCGUCGUCGUCGUCGUUGUUGUCGUCGUCAUCGUCGUCGUCGUCGCGUAUACCUCGACGCGCGACGUGACCGGCACGCACACGCCGCGAGAGAGCGAUAACGCGCGCCAACCACCCUGCCUUCAACGGGGCGUGGGUGCCAACUCACACGCGCUGCACCAUCGCACCACACCGCACCGCACCGCACCGCACCGCACCGACGGUGGUGCGGCGAGACGGCGGGCGGUGCGCGUAAUUCAAAGGUGCGCGCGACGGCCGCACGGCGAGAACAUGACAGACGAUACGGAGUGCGCGAAUUCGAGGCGGCAUCGCGUCGCGGGUGAAGGGACGAUAAUAUAAACGUAGUGUGGCAAUACGGAGGGAAGUAAAGUGAGAGGAGAUAGAGAGAAAGAAGGAGAGCGCACGCGAGGCCGAGGGGAGAGAAACUCCUCCGAGAAAGAAAGCUCCCAAACCAAGUACAUCCGUGCGCGGCCAGUGAUCCCGUGUGUGGCUCGCGUGUUGCGCGCGCGAGAGCGCGUCCGCGCCUCCGGUGAGUGUGUGUGAGUGCGAGAGGACCCAGCAGGCCAGGCCACGCGCGCGCGCGAGCGCGCGAGUGGGCCCAUCGGGAGAGGAGAGGAAAGCGGAGAAGAGCAGAGAGGACUUUCGUGGCUUCCGGCCUGUUGGGCGCGGAGGCGUUCCGGCUGGCGAUCGCGGUCGAGCGGAGAGGAUGCUGGUAACGUUGCCGUCGGUCGUAACGACGAGGGCAACGAUGAUGACUUCGCGAGGUCUCGACUGAGAGAUUUACCGAGAGAGGAAGAGAAGGAGAGAAAAAAGAGAGAAAAAGAGAGAAAGAGAGAGAGAGAGAUUCUCGCGUGGUGUGCCGCAUUGUCGUCGGUCGACGUCGGUUCCGUCGUCGCCGCGACGGUGGCAUCGACGAGAGUCGUCGUGCUGCUGGCCGCGGCGUGUUGCCGCAAUCGUUAAUCAGGUGUUACCCCGAAUCAGGUGUUCGCGAGACGAGGAACGUGAAAAAGCGUAAUCUACCGACGGAUGCCGACGGCGUGCUCCGCGAGUCGUCAUCGUUUUUACGCAGCUCGACGUCAAGUCCAUCAGACUUGGAUCGUGUCGUCGUUCGCGAGAUCCUGCGGAUGAUAGUCGUGUCCGAGUCUAGAUAGUCUGAAUACACCGGUGACUAUAUUCUUCAACCGCUGUCGCUAAAGACUGGCUAUCCUGACUAUCCCGUGACUAUUCACGAUCCUAGCAAUUGAGAGACAACAAGAGAUAUUAUUUGUAGGCGCAAGACUCGCGGUCACGGUAAUCGGAGAGCCUCGCGCAAGAAGAGGUCGUCGGUGAAGACAACCGCGACGACCAUUCCGCAAUCACGCGAUCCGGAGGACCUUUCUCGGAACCUAACCCGCGAUCCUAAUAAUCGCCUUCGAAGGAUCUCGAAGCCGGUAUCGAUCCCAGGCCGUGGCGUGGAACGGUGAGCUUCGCCGUCACGGAGAAACCAACACAUUCACGUUCGCGUUACGAAGGGAUUACCUAGACGUCGUCGUUCCUAUCGUAGAAAACGAGCCGUUCUCGUUUUUGACGACGAGUAAAGAAGCCGUCCACGCGACGCCGAGAUUCGAGAUACGAAAGAGAGGUAACGCGCGACGUAGCGACGUCGCGACGCCGGCCGACGGCAAAUCACUUCCGGUGAAAUCGCUAACGCGAACGACACAGCCAGGAUGCAGGUGGCAACGUUGUUCAGGGAGAGCGCUACCCUGCUGGGUGCAUCUAGCCUGGACCCCCCGCAGACUCACCAUCAUCAGGGUAUGCAUCAGCCGCAGCCGCAGCAACAGCAGCAGCAGCAGCAUCAGCAGAUGCAGCAGCAGCAGCAACACGCCAGCGACAUGCACCUAGUCGGCCACCACAUGCAGCACCACUACAAGAUGUAUCCGUCACCGGUGCAGAACGGAGGACCAAAUGGCACGACGACAAUGACUUGCGCGAGUUCUCAAGGGGUGAUGGUGAAGCAGGAGGCGAGGGACGACGGUUACGAGACGAGUCCGGACCUCGAGAUGAGGAGCACCGGCGGUGACAGCAGUCAGCAGUAUCACACGCCGCUGACACCACACACGCCGCACACACCGCACACGCCGCACACGCCCCUCACGCCGAUAUCGGCGACAGCGCAUCAACCCCAGCAGCCGGGCUCGACCGCCUCCGCCCUCGGACAGGUCGCGAUAAAAUGCGAGACGCCGGUGGACCCGUAUUCGUUCGUCGACGAGGAGAUGUCGAUGGGCGGCAUAAGGACGGCGAGCAGUCCAGGCGGCGGCGGCGGCGGCGGCGGCGGCGGUGGCGGCGGCAAUCCCGAGAGCAUGACGUGUCCGGGCGGCGCCCAACCUGGGCUGGGUACACCCACGUCGACGCCGCCCGGGGCGCUGCCCGGGCCACAACAUCAUCAGAUGAAUCUCGUGAUGAACGGCGCCGCCAGCGUCAAUCCGCAGCUGGCGCAUCAGCCGAAGAAGCGAGGCCGCAAAAAAAAGUCGGAGAUGAUACUCACCCCCGAGGAAGCGGAACUCGCGGAGGCCAAGAAACGCGCAAAGACGUACAAAGAGAGGAAGAAGCACGACAGGUUCGACGGUAUGCCGGAAGAGGAAGUGAGCAAGCGCGUUCUACCGGACCACCUCACCAACAACCUUGACAUUAUUAUAAUUGGUAUCAACCCCGGACUAUUCGCGGCUUACAAGGGACAUCAUUACGCUGGACCUGGAAAUCAUUUUUGGAAAUGCCUACAUCUAAGUGGUCUCACGCCCGAACCAUUGACUGCGGACGACGAUUACAAGCUCUUACGACUUGGUAUCGGUUUUACAAAUAUGGUAGCACGUGCGACGAAAGGCAGCGCAGAUCUUACAAGAAAGGAAAUUAAAGAAGGUAGUCACAUUCUGCUCGAGAAAUUACGAAAGUAUAAGCCAAAAAUUGCAGUAUUCAACGGCAAACUCAUAUACGAAGUAUUCUCGGGAAAGAAGGAAUUUGGAUUCGGAAGACAGCCCAAUCUCGUCGACGGUACAAACACGUAUAUGUGGGUUAUGCCCUCGAGCAGCGCGAGGUGUGCGCAAUUGCCACGUGCUGCUGACAAGGUGCCAUAUUACGCUGCUCUGAAGAAGUUCCGUGACUACCUGAACGGUACGAUCACGCAUUUGGACGAGUCAGACAUCGUUUUCGCCGAUUCGAAGCUCAAGAAAAAGGAACACGAGCCGAUCGAGGACAAGAAGCCAGUGUUUGCCGACGAUUUGCCCGACGGUGACGGCCGAAUCACGGAGAUCAACGGCAUGGGAAUUAAGCAGGAGACGGGCGUGAUACCCGGCAAGAAAAAACGCGGCAGACCGAAGAAGAUCAAGAAUCCGGAGGAUCAACCGCAGCCAGAUCCCGAGAAGCUGGACGCGAACGGCGAGGUCAUUAAGAAGCGCCGCGGUCGUCCGAAAAAGAUCCAUCAACAGCAGAAGCAAAUGGAGCGGGACAAUCGCGAGAGAGAGCAACAGCAGCAGCAGCAUCAGCACCAGGCGAUGGGCCAUUUGAACGAUGGUUACGGUAACGUGCCGAAUUGCUUCUCACCACCGAUAAUGUCACCGCCGAAGACGUUCCCGCACAUGGCGCCGUAUCCGCAACCGAUGAACGAUGGAUUUUUUGGUCCGGGCAUGAACGACAAUAGCCCGUACAACAUGAGCGCGAAGCAAAGCCCGGUGCACCUGCAACACUACAGCCAGAGUCCCAAGUCCAUGUCGCUGUCGUUUCACUCGGAUCUGUCGUCGGAGAUCAAUACCGCGAUCUCGUCGGAGAACAAUCUCGAGCCGUCGCCCUUGACGUCGCCCAGUGUUGAGCAUCCGGACUUUGAGCCUCCCACCAGCAUGUCGCAGCAGAGCAUGGGCAAUGACCAUCGUCAGUACAAUCCGGCCGGAGGGCCCGACACGACGGGCCACCAUGGCAGCCCUGGCACGCCGUCCCACAACAGCUACGCCAACUACAUGGGCUACCACGAACAGCCGCCGGACGCGCAUAAUCCGCAUCCACAUCAGACGACACCGACGCCUCUUAGCCAGACGGCCGAGGAGCACUCCCAUCAUUCGCAUCCAACGCCGCCGCAUCCGCAUACGCCCACCCACACGUCCAUGUCACCGCACAAUCCGCACGAGCAGUACGGCAUCAAGAGGAACUCCGGCCAGGACGUGGCGUCCAAGAGCCUGAGCGACUUGGAAUCACUAGUGGACCAGAUCCCGAGUAUAGCCGACGGCGGUAGUCAGCGUCUCCAGCAUUCGCAUCCGGGUAUGUCGGGCGACGAUAGCCUCGCGGAGAAGUUGGACGCCCACCAUCAGUCCUACAUGUCUGGUUUCGGCGGCAUGUCGGCUGGACCAGGUGGGAUGACCAAUUACAGUCCACCAUUGCCACCCGGUGGCGGAAUCUAUCCCUCCCCGCUGCACCACUCUCCCACUGACGCAGGCUACGGAGGUUUAUACGGUAUGAACACCCGCCAUCAUCAGGAGUCUCAGCAACAGCAACAGCAGCAGCAUCAACAGCAGCAGCAGCAGCAGCAACAACAGCAGCAACAACAGCAGCAGCACAGCAAGUCCUACACGGUGGAGAAUCUUGCGUCCAGUAACUACACCCCAAGCAUGAAUCACGGCCACCCUGGUAACUCUUAUCCUAACAUCAUACCCGGUCAUUAUCCGGUGCCGAUGGGCUCGACCAACGGCUAUCUGUUCGGUGGCCUCGAAUCCAGCCUGAUGCAACGUACCUACGGAAUCGGCGGGAUGAGCGGCAUGAGUAGCAUGCACCCAUCCGCCGCCAUCGGCCAUCCGAUGACGGCCAAUCCGUAUCCGUACAACGGCUCGUACUCAAGCUCGUUUGAUGCUUACCCGACGCCACCGACGAGCAUACACGCGCCCAGCGCCAAUUACCCCGGCUACGUCACCACGGCUGGCGCGGCGCCCAGCAGCACCACCUCGCCGCCGUCCUACCUCGCACCGUCGCAUCACAGACCGCCGGUCGACCUCUCCUACGACGGUGUAUGAUAAUCGAUGUCAGACUCUGUUCUCCACUACCGACCCACCACCACCAGUCCCCGAUGAUCCUAUCUCUUUCUCUCUUUCUCUCUCUCUCUAUGUCUCUCCAUCCUCUAUCCCAUCCUCUCCUCCUGUUCCUCCUCCUCUUCCUCCACCUCCUCAGUCCUCCUCCUCCUCCUCCUCCUGCCGAUCGCCUCUUGUGCGCGCGCGCGAGCGACGCACGUAUCCGCCGCGUUUAUCUUUUCUACGUAUUUUUACACACGUCUUUUAAGACACGGCUUUCAACGUGUCGGGGUCGCACCGUCGCGCGUCGUCCCCCCCUCCCCCCUUCCUCCGAAUCGCCAUUCCCUCGUCCUCGUCACUUUCCCUUUUUAAACUGCUCUCCGCGAACCAUCCCGCGAGAUGCUACUUGCAAUCUGCGCGCAAUCUUUCGCUCUUCGUCGAUUCAUCUGCCGCACAGUACUCUCUACUCCACUUCCUCUUUUUCCAUCUCCUUUGCUCAAGCAGGUUCUACGUACAAAGCACCCCAAAAUUGACGGAAAAUGGAUACAUUAUGGUCAAAUCCCCUCACUGAAAACAUCGAGACUCUGAUAGCAAUAACGAAGUUAUCCGAAUUAUUAUUAUUAGAUGGUGUGUCAUGCUUUUUACUUGAGACGAAUACUACCUUAAGAAUCUGAAGCUUAGUUCCUAAAAUAUUGAAUUGAAAAACUGUGCCGGGAGAUAAAGAUGCCCUCGAGGCAGGCACGCUAUAUCGCGUCUGUAUUGCGUCAAUUUUGGGGCACCCUACGCGUAUCGGUCUUUCGUUUUCAAUAUUCCUCCUUGCUCCUUCUCUUUCUGCAUCCCACUUCUACUUCGUCGCCGCGCCUCUCUCACACUCUAUUUUUUUUUAUCACGCUCUCGAUAUGUGAUUACGCCGUGAGCAAUUACGGGCGCGCGGCUCGGGAACGGGAAAGCCGCUCGUGAUACUACAGCGCACGCAACGAACGAGAAACGUAAGCCUCGGGUAGAUCAGGUUCGCUGAUCGCGUUCUGUACCGAUUCGAUCGCUAAAGCACACUUAACACGGGCACGCAUUCCGAUAAAACCAUAACGAUAAAUGACCUUAAUGCCGAACAGAUUGCGAAUUCGGCCGACGACGUAGCCGAGAGAUCGGCCAAACAUGUAAUUGCGCUAUCCUUACUUCCUGCAUCGAUCAGGCGAUAUCGAUCGUCGCACCGAUUGCUACAAGUGUAUCUACGAGCUUCGACGAUCGAAAGCAUGUUACCACGUUUUCGUAUUUCGAAGGGCAUUCGAGAUUGCAAGUGCGAUAUAGAAUAUCCUACGUCAAUUUGCAGUUGUAAAUUGUUAUCUUCGAAAAAUAAGGAACACCGCGUCGACGUCACGACGCAUUUAUAAAGUGAAGCACGAAGUCCGAAAAAUUACCGGUCAAAAUCAAAACGAAUGUAAUUUCGACAAAUCCAAAGUAUUAAUUGGAGCUUUAGAUAUCUGUUGUGCAAUGGUAAUUCGAGUCAAUGAAACUUUUCAAAAUAAUUUGCUAAAAAUAUACUGCAUUAUCAUUUUAUAUAAUAUAUAUACUAUUAUAUAUAUUAUAUAUACUAUUAUAUAUAUUAUAUCGACAAUAUGAUAAUAUAUAAUAUUGUGCAAUAUUAUAUACUAUAUACAAUAUUACAUAUUAUAAUAUUAUUUAUAUUGAGAGGAUGGUUGAGUGCAAUAAUGUAACAUUUUUGUGAUGAAAAAUUGAAUUAUCUAUCUAAAAGAAAUGGAAUUGAUCGAAAUUUACACGGGUAUCAUUUUGGCGAAAAAUACGCUACGAUUGUAACAACAGAACCAUUUACUUCGUGUUUAUGUAUCGCAUUGCGUCUUAUAUCACUGUUAGCCUGUUGUAUUGUUGUUAUUACUAUGUUGCGUAUUUAAUUAAUUAACAUAUCGAACACUGCACUUUAAAUCGCGACGCAUUUUCACGUCACUGAAAUUCCUGUCCAAGAUGUCGACGAUUUGCUCAGUUUUACGUGACAAUGGCGCACGUAAUAUUCUUUCUUUCUCAGAAGCGACUUUUACAUGACUUUCUAGCUAUUCGGCUUUCGUCGCAGGAAUAACCGAAGUACUCACCGUCUUGACAAAGAAAAAGAAAUCCACUAAGAGAUUUAUCUUUUAUAAACUCUUGCGAGCGAGGAGCCACGCGUCUCCUCGAUGAGCAAUCGUUCUCAUUUCAACCGAACCAAGCUUAAUCGAAUUGAAAGUUUCACGGGGAACUCUCGUAAGAAUAAGUUUCGCUCGGUUGUGCCAUAAUGAGGUACCGUUGCCAAUACGGCAAAUUAAUCUUAAAUGCAAAAGUGGUAGGAGGUACGGGAAAAAUUAUUGACGCCGUCGGUAUUACGAAAUCCGGUUGCGAAAUUUUCACGUGCUCUCUCACGCUUCCACGAGUCCGCGCUCGUCCUCGUACCGUAGUAACACACAAAUCAAGAACGCGUUCAGUCGACUAAGUAUCUUUAUGCUUGAAGCAUCAGCUUUGAACGCGCGAAUAUGUCUGUAUUCGCAUGGAACUUUAUUCGCGCGAUCGGAUAUUUCUUGGCCCAAAUAAAAGAUACGUUACCAUUUGUUUCGUUUGUUCCUUUUCUUGCCACACGCACAGCGUGCUCCAAAUUAAAUAAAUUUACCAAUUAUCGAUUCCGUUACUUGAACGGAAAUCGCAUUUCCUUUGUAACGCGCUCUAACGCAAGAGCGAUGAGCGUAGGGAAAUGUCAUCGAAUUGCGCGCCGCGCGCCGCUGUCGCGAUCGCCGCGUAUAAGCUUUUUUAGCAGAAUAAAUAUUAAUCGUUAUUGUCAUCUCGUAUCGUUAAGACUUUUACUGCGCAUAGCGAGGGGAAGAUUAAGCCCGAGUGCGUCGGUGCAUCUUGAAUCGGCCACCUUUCGUCGACGUUGGUCAAAUUUAACCAUAGUUUAAUCUUUAUCCGAACCAAACUAUUUCUCGAACGCGACAUUCAGGAAGGAAAGGUAAUAACGUUAUAUAAAGAUAUAUCGCGCGAUUAAAAAUUGUUUGUAUUCGUUUUUCUCCUUGAAAUCGGAUGUAGAAACAAUUUGCAUGGAAGGCACCGCGUUUCCAAUCGUAGAUAUAACUUAAAACAAGUAAUGUUGUUAAUUCACAAGCGCUGUUGGCCACUUGCAAUAAAUACUUCGGAGACUUUCGGACAUUUCUGUGUAAAAAAGAAAAAAAAAAAUUUGAAAUUUCGGGUAUAUUUAUUCAUGACACUCGCUCGACUCGUUCGCCUAGAAACGGGGAAUAACUUAUUUAUCUCCUUCUCGAGAAACUGGGACUAGAGGGAGACAGAAAAUCGAUUAAACUAAGGUUGAUGUUAAUCGAUGUUAAUAGAACCGGCCUUGCAACGCGCGCGGGACGGAAUUCGCCGACGAUCGACCGAAUUAUAAACUAUGAACCUUGGAUAAGAGAGAGAUCGCCCGCGCGACCGGAUGCCGAGCUUACUUUAACGUAAGGUAGGAGAUGUUGUAAGCCCUGACGUGAGAGGCUGAAGAAGGAAGAGACUUACUAUUCGUGUGUACUUUGUUUAUCACACCGCGCCAUCCACUUUCGUACCUCGCGCCCGCAACAGCCAUCGCCGUUUCCUCGUUGCAACUCUGACUAUUAUUUAAUCGUUACAACUCGAUAUCGCUGUGGAGUUACAUACGUUACUGUCGUUAUUAACAUAAUCGCGUUACGUUGUCUCGUUAAUUAUAUUCUGUUAUGCGUUUCGCAUUUUGCCGAAAGUCACUAUAUAUUAAUACACGAUUAUAUGAAAACUGAUACACACGUACAUAUAUACUUACAUACAUACGUACACACGCACGCACGCACGCACGCACACCUACCCACCCACUCACACAAUAUGUACACUUACACGCAGUCGUAAUAGGUAUUAUAGCUGGCAUUAAUCGGCAUCCUCCUUUGUGACCGACGCUGUAAAGUGACGCAUCUGGCAUGAUUAUAAAUAUAUAUACAGAUAUAAAUAUAUAAAUAUAUAAAUAUAUAUAUAUAGAUAUUAUAUAAAUAUAAACUAUAAAUAUUAUAUAUUGACUAUAUGUAAGGAUAAGCGAGCAACAUUUAUCUCGGGUGAAAUCACCUAGGAUGUGUCGAGACAUUUAAGAUGAUGCACAGGGUAUAGAUGAGAAUCGUUGAUAUAAUAACUGAUGUCUAUAUUAUAGAUGUUUCUUUCGUUCCAUCAUCGGCCUCAAACACACAUACACACGCAAACAGAGACAUAUGUGCACACACACCCACGAAUACAGUUAUACACACACACACACACGCACGCACGCACGCACGCACACGCACAUACGCACGCACGCACGCACACGCACACACACACACACACACACACACACACACACACACACACACACACACACACACACACACACACACAUUGAAACACGAUCGCGAAUCACGAGUACAUACGAUCGAAGUUUAUUGUAGUAGAUGUUUUUCAGAAAUCCAAUCUGAUUCCGGGCGGCGGCCAAGAAUAAUAGAUGUCAUCGGUGUGUUAGUCGCGCAACAACGUUCAUCGAUUCGCAAUUCGAAAAGAUGAGGAAUUAUAUACACAUAACUCCGGCCGGUCGGUGCGGCCGGUGCAUCCACCAUCGCACUACUAAUUAAUUGACUCUUCGAUUAAUCAAAUUAACUAACUGAUUGUAAAUUGAUCGCUAUAUUAAGGACUUUACUAUUAAGUAUAAAUAUAUAUUAUACAGAUAUAUAAAAGUGUGGAUUCGCUGUUGAACGUGUCGAAUAAACAAAGCUAAAAAAGAAAAAAAGAAGACAAAAUCUGAGAGUUAAGUAAGCGAGUAAGAGAGCUUGGGCCGGGGAAUUUUGCCGGCCUCCGACAUAUUUUUUAAUCGCUUCGAACCUCUAUUAUUCUACCUACUAAUUAAACGUAAUGGUGUAUCUACGUGUGCGUUCGAACGAUCGGCCGAUCCGUAUCCGCGGAUCCGCUCCUGUGUCAGCUCCUGUGUCGCCGCCGCCGAUCGGGUCGCGAUCGCUCGGGCAGUCGAGAUGUGUUCUGUAUCGAAUUAACGAAUGUACUUCUCGAAAUAUUCAUCGCUCCUACGAAAUAUCGCGGGAUAAGGAAGGGUUACGGAUGGAUAUGCUCGUCUCGAUAUGGGCGAUAGCUUGAAAUAUAUAUAAAAGAAAAAAAAAGAAUUUUCCCUGCUCCUUUGCCGCCCGAUCCUAACGAAGCCCACGCAGAUCUCCAACGGACGUUAUUAUUGGGUGCUCAGUGGAUACCCGAGUAUCCCGCAAUAUGUAAAUCUGUAUGUCUCUGCUCGUACUACUACGAUAUUUUAUGUGAAAAAUGAAUUGUUACAAAAUACAUUACUGAUAUAACACCGAAA